Molecule: messenger RNA, 999 nt
Organism: Aspergillus niger
Lineage: Eukaryota; Fungi; Ascomycota; Eurotiomycetes; Eurotiales; Aspergillaceae
Exons: 3
Coding region: 1-999 (332 amino acids)
Biological process (GO): chromatin remodeling
Cellular component (GO): Swr1 complex
Molecular function (GO): nucleosome binding
Source: RefSeq, a predicted model, not a curated record
AUGUAUCACGUCGAACUCCUCCCCAACAGCACAACCACCCACGCCACUCCCGGGUGGACCUACGUCCCCGAUCGCGGCUUCGACCCAGCCAAAGCCGCCAUCACGCCCGCCAUCGGCCGCAAACGCGGAAUCCGCGAUCCAGGCCGAGCGGACAUCUCCUCGCGACAGAACAAUGCCAUCGUCCGACAUCUCGCGGAGCUGGAUCGCGAGAAUCACCGGGACGUGCAGAUCUCAAUUCCAGUAAAACAGAAGGAUGCAUCUGGUCGAGGAACACGAGGCAAAGUCACCUCCAACGUCCGACGAAUCCUCCAAUCCCAAAAGACCUUCCGCAACUAUCUCGACGACGAAGAAGCCGCCCUAGCGCAGCAAGCUUCCACGCAGCAAACCCAACAAACCUCUACCUCAUCCUCGCAUCGCCCCUCCGUUAACAAAAUCACCAAACCCUCCUCUUCCUCUCGUCGCAGCUCGACACCUCUAACAGCACCAACACCCAAACCCGACACCUCCUCUCGCAGUAAUCGCAGCAAACAACAACAUCAACCCUCCACUGCCCCUACCUCCUCCCGCGCCUCAACCGUAACUACCCCCGCCGAAACAGAAACAGAAGCACAAACACCCGCGCCCGACAAAGAUCAAACCCAAGACAAAGACGCAGAGAAAAAGGAUGAAGCGGAGGAGAAGGAGCAGCAAAACCCUCACGAACUUAUCAAAUCCGAAUACGACAACGACCCCCUCCUGAAAUCGUACAUCCCCUCCGCGCCCUCAGAACGCAUCAUGCAGGCCUUGCUCUCCGAACCACCGUUAACGUAUCAUGCAUCACGCGCUGGCCCGCCGAUUGCGAGAAAAUCGCCGCGGAUGGCCAGGGAUGUGCAGACAGCACUGUACUAUUCAACUUUUGACUCCAAGCUCAGGCCGUUACUACUGAAUAGGCUGACGGAGCCACUCUCAAUCAGGGAGAAGUUCGGAGGCAAGUCCCUAACUAAUGACGGCCCACACUGA